GCCAUCCCAGGGUUGUCGCAGAGGCCUGGCGUAGUGCGGGCGUGGGGCGGGUCCAGUGCUAGGGUAGUGCGGGCGUGGGGCGCGCAGGGUUAUUGUCGGAACCGGCCGCGCUCAUGUCGCUGUUCUUCAAGUUCAGAAGCAACCGAGGCAGCGGCGCCGGUGCGGCUGCGUGCGGCAUGGAGUGCGGAGUGGCGGCGAGCGGCUUCCCCGCGCCCGCACCCCGCGCACACCCCGCCCUCUCCCCGACAGAGCGCUCCCCCGCCAAGGCCGGACUGCACGUCAACUUCAGCGAUAAGGGAGAGGUAAAAGAGCGACGCGAGAAGUUCCUAACGGCGAAGUAUGGCAGCCAUCAGAUGGCACUGAUACGCAAGCGACUCGCGGUCGAGAUGUGGCUCUACGACGAGCUGCAGAAGCUCUACGAGAUACCGAAGGAGAGCAGCGGGGCGGCGGGCGCGCAGGAGGUGGAGGUGGACAUCGACGAGCUCCUGGACAUGGACACCGACGACUCGCGGCGGCGCCACCUCGCGACAUUGCUAGCGGAUGCCAAAAAGCCACAAAAGGACGUCCACAAGUUUAUCAACGAAUUAUUAGACAAGGCUAAGACUCUGUAAAGGACUUAGCACACGUCGGAGUUAAAUCUCAUGCAAGCGGCGGUGCGGACCCUGGCGCCCGCGGACUGGACUCGCGCGCUUUCAACUUGACUUCCCGAACUGUUACUUGAACUGUUAGCGGUGCCGUCACCAGCACCGCGUGCGGUCAAGCGACAGCAAACGUAUAAAUGACAUAUCAUUAUGUUGAAGCGCUGCGGUCGAUGACCCCGCAGAUGUUGUGAGGCUCUGAGCUUCACGGCGCUUGUCCAGAAGAACAGGAAACAACGAGGAGAGUGAAGUGAUCCAAUGAGCGCGUUCUUUUUUAAACUCUAAGCACUGUUCUCUCGGAGUUCUGUACCGCAACUCAAGCUUGUGGAUGUGUAACUUUGGCUUUUCAUAACUAUUGAAUCUAGAUUAUUGUCGUGUUCGUAGUAGUCAACUAAUAAUUGACUUGCCAAUCUUUUGUAAAGUAACUCGGGGUUGCGGUGAAACUACGGCAGUUUGUGCCGCGGCGCCCUGCGAUUUAGAUAACGAUAACAAUAUUUGUUAGUUAGUUAUUAACAGAUUAGGUUAAGAACGUAGUAUACGUAAUGUAUUAAUGUAUAAUAUUUAAUAGCAUACAUGUGAAGUGGCGCCACACACUGCGGUCCGACCUUUUGUCCUUAUGAAGUGUAUUCAGCUGCAGUCAUAAAUUAUGUGUAAUAAUACUGUAGGUUCAUUGUAAAGGUUCGAGACUUCGGUGGCUAAUUAUAUUUGAAGUUGCAAGAGUGCGCAGCAGAACACUACCUCCCGAUAUUUCGAUAAUGAUUAACUGUUGAUUGUGUAUUCAGUCACUACAACGAGACUAAUACAUUAACAAAAUAUAGAAAUCGACACCUGUUUGAUUUCAUUUGUGAAAAAAUGAGGGAAUUUCUUUGUAAACACUUCAAAAUCCUGCUAUGUAAACCGACAAAAUUCGGUGGUUUUGGCUAAUUCGGGCCCACGAGUCGCGUCACAAGUCGGCGCGACAGUGCGCCAUGGCACGGGGACGAGUGGAAUGUUAGAGGCACGAAAUGCGAGCCCAGACCAGCGUCGCACGCGGGGCCAGCAACAGCUCUAUGCUCAAAUAAGUUUCGUCGUCACACGCGCUCCGACCACAUCUCCAAGAGACUCGCCUGCGUAGGUACCUGCGCGCUGCGUUGCAUAAAGCAUUGAUCUGUCGGUGCCACUCGUGAAUGCGUGCACUUGUGGGAAUAUUCAUACUUAGUAUAAAUUAAAAGUACGAUAUUAUGUUAAAUUAUUAAUUCCGGUAGAUAUGUCAAUAACUAUGUACCUAGGUGUUUUGUAAAUUGUAAUGUUCAUUAGGUACUUGGUUAAUAAAACGGCCUCACCAGUCAA
Messenger RNA from Bombyx mori (domestic silkworm), 1967 nucleotides. RefSeq names its product protein phosphatase 1 regulatory subunit 14B. NCBI's taxonomy places the organism in Eukaryota, Metazoa, Arthropoda, Insecta, Lepidoptera, Bombycidae. The transcript is spliced from 6 exons. Gene Ontology annotation, molecular function: protein serine/threonine phosphatase inhibitor activity. Bases 114 to 611 code for a protein of 165 amino acids. Gene Ontology annotation, cellular component: cytoplasm. The record is from RefSeq and is a predicted model, not a curated record. Gene Ontology annotation, biological process: regulation of phosphorylation.